AUGUGUCUUUUUCGCGGGGAGGGCAACCAAGACGCGUCGCUGUCCUCGUCGGAGGCGCCGCCGACAUCGGAGUCGAUGCUGGAGGAGUCGCCGUCGCUGAAUGCGGACGGUUUUGGGGUUGGCUGGUACCACAAGCGGGGCGGCGCAAUCUUCCGGUCGGUGACGGCCGCGUGGAACAACAGCAACCUGCGGGAGCUCUCCGAGUCCAUCGAGUCACGCUGCAUCUUUGCGCACGUGCGCCGUCUGCUCUUCCAGCACAACGGACACGUCGAGGGCUUUGACCGCAUCAAGCGGCGAGUGUUCGCUGCGAUGCGCGAUGACGUGUACCACUGGGUGCAGGGCACUACCGACUCGGAGGCGUGCUUUGCCCUCAUCCUCUCCCUCAUCGAGCCAGAGCUGCUUGCCGGUGGCGAGUGCGUGCCAGUGGCCGCGGCCGACGAGAUCGCCUCCCUGGCGAGCGGGCCGCUGAACCUCGACGGACAAAAGAAGAUCGUAAAGACGCUGCUGGCCAACAAGUGCGCAGCCGGGCCGCUCUUCUUGCUGAGGAAGCUGUCGGCGAUGGACUCACAGCACCCAUUCAGUCUGGUCAGGCAGCUCAAGGUGGGGGACGGCAAGGGCACCGGAGGGAUGAUCAUCCAGCAGUUGUGCAACGAUGCGCUCUCCACAAAGGGUGGAACCGCCCGCCACUGGGGCGAGCUCAUCAGUGCCGCCGACGCCACAAAGUUCAUCAAGGGAAACCUGGAGUGUGUCAAGAGCGCAAGCGGCUUCGACUUCUGGGAGCUCCUGGCACCGUCCAUCAGCAAGCAAGACGGAAUCCUGGCCGUCUCCAACGCCUCGACAGGCAAGACUGGCGACAGCCGUUGGGUCUUCCUCAACGCGAGGCCACUUGAGCUCAUGCUCACGCCACUGUGGGACCUCUUCAAGCUGCUCGGGUACAGCAAGACCAGUACAGGAUGCUUCUACGCUACCUUCAAGAACGUCAUCUCGCGAACAAAGGUGAUCGGCGACCUGCCGCCGGAGGACGCGAGGACCGAAGGGGUAAAGAAACUCCACGUUGAGGCGUGCACAGAGAUCUUCCUGUGCUUCGCGAACGAGUACCGAGCCAUGCUUGACCUGCAGCUGAGCGUCGCGGUCGCCAACGGGAGACCAUCCACCUUCUACAACGCGAGCAGCACCGCGGGACAGCUAUGGGCGAAGGUAGCCGCCACGCUGUGCAACGAAUGCGGCGUGGAGGCCGACAACGGAGCCAUCGACCCGAGCGACGGCAUGUACUACUGCGCCACUUGCUGGGACGCCUACAGCUUCCUGCAAGCACGCUCCGCCGCCGACGCAAACGCCGCACGAAACCAGAGGGACGUGGCGACGCUGCGGAAGAUUUUCCCCGGCCACUGCGCGUACCACCUGUACUACCACCACGUGCGCGGCCGUACUGGCUGCAUGCGGGCGAACUGCGAGCUGCUGCACGAGCGCCCAGACGACCUCGAUGCGGCCCUCACAAGGCUGGAGUGGGAGACGGCUCGCGAAGAGUGA
This is a messenger RNA of Emiliania huxleyi CCMP1516, 1530 nucleotides long. RefSeq lists its product as hypothetical. Bases 1 to 1530 code for a protein of 509 amino acids. The record is from RefSeq and is a predicted model, not a curated record. Lineage: Eukaryota; Haptophyta; Isochrysidales; Noelaerhabdaceae. The transcript is spliced from 7 exons.